AUGGAAAACCUCUCGAUCCAGGAUGCCCCUCCGCCAGGGACGCAUCAAGGCCCCGGGGCGCCUCCCCAGGCGCCCGCGCAGCUGCCGCCGCAGAUGUUCACGACGGCGGCGCAGCUCCUGGACCUCACCGACACCAACCUCGUCCUGCAGUCAACGAUUGAACGCUUCUUCGCCUCGAGCCCGGACGGCGGCGCGCCCGGCGGCCCCAGGGGCUACUACGCGGACGUGACGCACGGCAUCUUCCUGGUGCGGGGGGAGAACGUCUUGCUCCUGGGGGAGAUCGACCUGGACAAGGACGACGAGGCGCCCCCCGGCUACGAGAGGGGCGAGCUCGACUUCGUCAAGAAGCUGGCGGAGGAGAAGAAGGCCGCCGACAGGGCGAGGGAGAAGGCCCGGCUGAAGAAGCUCGCCACGCUGGGCUUCGAGGGGGAGGGGCUUGGGGAUAUGGUGCUCUGA
Molecule: messenger RNA, 456 nt
Organism: Clonostachys byssicola
Lineage: Eukaryota; Fungi; Ascomycota; Sordariomycetes; Hypocreales; Bionectriaceae
Source: the annotation of a GenBank genome assembly